CAUUGAUGAGAUCGUGCUCGUGUCUGUGUAUAUAUCAGCCGCUCCAGCGAAGAGAGCAAGCCAGCAGAAGCUCAGAAACGCAUGGCCAUGGCUGCUGAACUCCUGCUCCCCUUCCUCUUCGCAUCGUCUCUUCUGUUUCUUUUCUUCGGUUUCCUCAAGUCCAGGCGAAGGCUCCCCCUGCCGCCAGGCCCUCCCAGCCUCCCCCUCAUCGGCCACAUGCACAUCAUGGACCAACUCACCCACACUGGCUUGGCCAGGCUUGCCGGAAAGUAUGGCGGCGUCAUGUAUCUGCGCCUGGGAUUCCUGCCGACUGUCGUCAUAUCGACGCCGGACGCCGCCAGGGAGGUCCUCAAGGAGCAGGACGGCAUCUUCUCCAACAGGCCGGCGACGCGGACGAUCCGGUACCUGAGCUACGACUGCGCGGACAUGGCAUUCGCCAACUACGGCCCCUUCUGGCGCCAGAUGCGCAAGGUGUGCGUGAUGAAGCUGUUCAGCCGGAAGCGGGCGGAGUCGUGGGCGUCGGCGAGAGACGAGAUCGAUGGGUUCAUGCGGACGCUGGCGGCCAAGGCCGGCAGCAGGGUGAACCUGGGGGAGCUGGUGUUCGCGCUCACCAGGAACAUAACGUUCAAGGCCGCGUUCGGGGCGGAGUUCGAGGACGACCAGAACGUGUUCAUAUCCAUCCUGCAGGAGUUUUCCAAGCUGUUCGGCGCGUUCAACAUCGCCGACUUCGUGCCGUGGCUGGAGCGGUUCGACUUGCAGGGGCUGAACACGCGGCUGGAGAAGGCCAGGGGCUCGCUGGACGGAUUCAUCGACCGGAUCAUUGACGACCACAUGGUGAAGACGGGGAGCAAAGCUGACCACCACUCCGACAUGGUGGACGAGCUUCUUGCCUUCCUCGGAGAUGUUGCCUCCGCCGGAGCAGGGGAUGCGCAGGAUGAAGCUGCCCUCUCUAUAAAGUUCACCAGAGAUAACAUCAAGGCCAUAAUCAUGGAUGUGAUGUUUGGUGGCACCGAGACGGUGGCGUCGGCGAUAGAAUGGGCCAUGGCUGAGCUCAUGCACAACCCCAGGGAGAUGCUCGAGCUGCAGGAGGAGUUGAGGAGGGAAGUGGGUCUGGAGCGCCAGGUCCAGGAGGGGGACAUAGAGAGGUUGGUACACCUCAAGAGGGUGCUCAAGGAAACCCUCCGUCUGCACCCACCCAUACCGGUGCUCCUGCACGAGACCACCGAAGAGACGAAGCUCAUGGGGUACCGGGUGCCGGUCCGGUGCCGGGUCAUGAUAAAUGCCUAUGCAAUCGGCCGGGACAAGAAGGCGUGGACGGACGCAAACAAGUUCAUACCGGACCGGUUCGCCGGCGAGGGCGUGCCGGAUUUCAAGGGGAACCACUUUGAGCUCAUCCCGUUCGGAUCGGGGCGGAGGUCCUGUCCCGGGAUGCAGCUGGGUCUGUACACGCUAGAGCUGGCCGUGGCCCAGAUGGUCCAUUCCUUCGACUGGAGCCUGCCCGACGAGAUGAAGGCGGAGGAGCUUGACAUGAGUGAUGCGUUCGGGCUGACCGCGCCCAGGGCGAAGCAGCUCGAGGCUGUGCCCACCCCGCGGCUGCUCUAUAGUCUUUGUUAACUCGUCCUCACUUGUGUCCGGCCGGUUCGCGUACUUCCGUCCUCCAAAUUUGAUGCAGCGAUCUCGGACAGAACGCUCUAAUUUAAACCAUGCUGCAGAUCGGAUCCAAAUUUUACGUUCCUCACAUCGGAAAUUGUGCUGAUGUACUCUCGGGGUUCCUUUUUUUUAAAAAUAUUUUUCUUUUAUGAAGCACUCGGAGAAAUAAAUAAGAUCGAAUGUAAAAAUAUGUCAAUAAAUGCCCAAAUUAUUGGUCAUUUUA
Nymphaea colorata (pocket water lily) is the source of this 1873-nucleotide messenger RNA. RefSeq names its product cytochrome P450 84A1-like. Gene Ontology annotation, biological process: lignin biosynthetic process. The record is from RefSeq and is a predicted model, not a curated record. The transcript has 2 exons. Gene Ontology annotation, molecular function: monooxygenase activity; iron ion binding; heme binding. Bases 82 to 1614 code for a protein of 510 amino acids. Lineage: Eukaryota; Viridiplantae; Streptophyta; Magnoliopsida; Nymphaeales; Nymphaeaceae.